CAAACAAAAAAAUGGGUACCCUUUCUCCGUCGGAUCUCCGACAAAACUCAUCGGAAAAAGUGGUGGUGGUAAUGGUUCCUUUCCCAGCCCAAGGCCAUCUUAACCAACUUCUCCACCUCUCCCGUCUCAUAACCAACCACGGCCUCCCCGUUCAUUACGUAACCACCGCCACCCACAGCCGCCAAGCCAAAAUCCGAGUUCACGGAUGGGACCCACUGACCGCAACCAAUAUCCAUUUUCAUGAACUAUCAUCACUCCCUUCAUUUCUUUCUCCGCCACCAAACCCUAAUAAAAAUGAAAACUUUCCAACCCAUCUUCAACCUUCAUUCAACGCAUCAACACUCCUCCGCCGCCCAGUUGCAGACCUUCUCCGAUCACUCUCAAAUGUUUACGACCGUGUCAUCGUAAUCCACGACUCACUUAUGUCUUACGUUGUUCAGGAUUUCAUUUCAUUACCCAAUGCAGAAUCUUACGCUUUUCAUAGCGUUUCAGCUUGUACUCUGUUUUUCUUCAUAUGGGAGAGGAUGGGGAAACCGUUUGGGAUUGAAUCGGAUUUCAUUAAGGAUUUGCCGUCUAUCGAUGGCUGUUUCUCGUUGGAAUUCGUGAAAUUUGUUCAUGCCCAGCAUGAAUAUACUAAAUUCAGUACUGGGAAAAUCUAUAACACUAGUUACGUUAUAGAAAAACCCUUUCUUGAUUUCCUUGCUAGAGAUGAGAUUAGUAAAGGGAAGACACAAUGGGCGCUCGGUCCGUUUAAUCCGAUCACGGCGGAGGAACAGAGCGUGCACGACAGCUUAAAAUGGUUAGACAAACAGGAUGAAAAUUCGAUUCUUUAUAUCUCAUUCGGGACGACGACUUCGUUUACAGAAGAACAGAUCAGGGAAAUCGCGACUGGAUUGGAUAAAAUGAAGCAGAAAUUCAUCUGGGUUUUGAGAGAAGCCGACAGAGGCGAUAUCUUCGAGGUGGACAUAGUAAACUCCGUCAAUAGAUCGGAGAAGAUGAUUGAAAAUGCUGCGAGUGGUGGAAAUGGGUUGAUUGUGAGAGAUUGGGCGCCGCAAUUGGAGAUUUUGAAACAUCCGGCGACUGGUGGGUUCUUGAGUCACUGUGGAUGGAAUUCUUGCAUGGAAAGUAUUUCGAUGGGUGUUCCGAUUGCGGCGUGGCCGAUGCAUUCGGAUCAACCGAGGAAUGCUUUUUUGGUUUCGAAGAUUCUUGGAAUCGGUUUAGUUGUGAGAGAUUGGGAUAAGAGAGAUGAAUUGGUUAGUUCGGAGAUUGUGAAGAUGGCGGUGAAAAGACUGAUGGGUUCCAAGGAAGGUGAUGAGAUGAGGCGGAGAGCGGCGGAGAUGGGCGGCAAACUCCGGCGGUCUGUGGAUGAAGGUGGUGAUGGAAUUGGAACAGCUCAAUUGGAUUCUUUUGUUGCUCAUAUCACAAGGUAG
Molecule: messenger RNA, 1430 nt
Organism: Impatiens glandulifera
Lineage: Eukaryota; Viridiplantae; Streptophyta; Magnoliopsida; Ericales; Balsaminaceae
Product: zeatin O-glucosyltransferase-like
Exons: 1
Coding region: 12-1430 (472 amino acids)
Molecular function (GO): UDP-glycosyltransferase activity
Source: RefSeq, a predicted model, not a curated record